ACGAGCAACUCUGAUCUAGAAGAUAUUCCUGACACUUUCAUUCCCAAGGAGCACAAAGGUCGAAAGCAAAUUCUUAAAGAUGUACACACAGUAUUUAUUUUUGAGUUAUUAGCAAAUGAGCCAACUCUGACAGUCGAAACUGUUACAAAUCGACUUCGCGAAAACUUUACUGAAAUUCUAAUCACC
Molecule: messenger RNA, 186 nt
Organism: Cokeromyces recurvatus
Lineage: Eukaryota; Fungi; Mucoromycota; Mucoromycetes; Mucorales; Mucoraceae
Exons: 1
Source: RefSeq, a predicted model, not a curated record